Molecule: messenger RNA, 4204 nt
Organism: Drosophila eugracilis
Lineage: Eukaryota; Metazoa; Arthropoda; Insecta; Diptera; Drosophilidae
Gene: grn
Product: GATA-binding factor C
Exons: 9
Coding region: 472-2610 (712 amino acids)
Biological process (GO): positive regulation of transcription by RNA polymerase II; negative regulation of transcription by RNA polymerase II; cell fate commitment
Molecular function (GO): DNA-binding transcription factor activity, RNA polymerase II-specific; zinc ion binding; RNA polymerase II cis-regulatory region sequence-specific DNA binding
Source: RefSeq, a predicted model, not a curated record
UGUUUUCCACUCGUGUGUUCCGUUCAGUUCGAAUUCAACUGUUGACGUGUUUGCAAGCGUGUUAUCGGCGUUCGUCCGCUCGUUUCGUUUCGUACGCUCGUUCGCUCGUAUUUUGCUAUCGAUUCUCGUAUCGACGCGACAACAACAAACCAAAAGCUCGAAAAACGCGUCGGCAAACAAAAUCACAUUUUCAAGUGUAUUUAAAAUAUUAAUUACAAAAAUAAGAAACAAGUAAAAACAAGCAGUGCUACCAAAACAGUGUGCUAAACAAAUAGUUUUCGUGUGUUUCGUGUGCUAUAUUUCUCAAAUGGAAAAUGCAUAGCCAUUAGAAAGAAAAAAACAACAACAAACAACUAAACGGAAAAUUGAAAAUAUAAAGAGAGAGCCCGCUGACUAUAGAGGAGGGAUUUGAGAACCAACCGAUUCCUGCCCCCCCGGUACAACAGAAAAACAUUCAAAAUUAUACUCGAAAUGGAUAUGACCUCAACAGCGGAGGCUGCCGCUCGCAGCUGGUAUGAUAGUCCGCGCUUAGGUGGCGGCGGUGGAUCGUCGGGCGGCGGCGGCGGUAAUGGCGGUGGCGUUUCACCCCAAACCAAUGGCCUUGGCAGCGCCGGCAGCAGCCUGGCCCACAGCCAUCACAGCCUGUCCAGCGGCGCCAGUUCGGCGGGCAGCAGCGUUGGUGUAGGAGCAGCCCUCGGUGGAGGCGGUGGAUCCGGACUGGAUACCAGCGACAUGAGCGCCUUCUAUGCGCUGGAAAGCAACGGACACCAUCGACGCUACUAUCCCAGCUAUCAUCAGCACACAUCCCGCAUGCCCUCCACCCAUGCCUCGCCCCAAGUGUGCCGGCCGCACUUCCACACCCCGCUGAGUCCAUGGCUGACCAGCGAGCACAAGUCCUUCGCCCCCGCCAGCGCCUGGAGCAUGGGCCAGUUUGCCUGCCCGCAGGAGCCGCAGGUGGAGCACAAGCUGGGCCAGAUGGGUCAGAGCCAUCAGACGACGGCCGCCGGCCAGCACUCGUUCCCCUUCCCGCCGACGCCGCCAAAGGAUUCCACGCCCGAUUCCGUGCAAACCGGUCCAUCCGAGUACCAGGCCGUGAUGAACGCGUUUAUGCACCAACAGGCCACGGGCUCUACCUCACUGACGGACGCCAGCUGUGCGCUGGACAUCAAGCCGUCGAUCCAGAACGGAAGUGCGAGUGGAUCCUCCGGCAGCGGCACCACCCACACAUCGACACCCAAGCAGCGAGAAGGUACAACCAGCACCACUAAUUCCAGCUCCAACUCCAGCAGUAGUCAACAGCAGCAGCAGCAGCAGCAGCAACAACAGCAGCAGCAGCAACAGCAGCAGCAGCAACAUAACAGCAGCAAUAGCAACACCAAUGCCAGCAGCAACACAUCCGCCUCGUCCUCCGCCGCAGCAGCUUCUUUGUCCGCCGCCGCAGCAGCCGCCUCCGCAGCCACAUCCUCGAACGGUCUGUUCGAUGGAACGGCGCAGGCGUACAGCAGCGGUGGGAGUGGCGGAGGCGGUGGUGGUGGUGGUAGCGGCAGCGGUGGUUAUGACACCAGCAGUUAUGCCUCCUAUCAUCAUGCGGCGGCGCAUCAUCAGGCAGCCGCUGUGGCGGCAGCGAAUAUGUUCCAAAGUUCCUCGGUGGCAGCGGCUGCAGUGCGUCACAGUAUGGCCGCGGCGCAGGCGCAUCACCACCAUCAUCAUCAUCACAGUGGACACCAUCAUGGUGGUUCCUCUGCGGGCAUGCAUGGUUUGGGUGGUUCGGUGGGCGGCGGUACCGCCGGCAUGGGCAGCAUGAGUGGCAAUAGCGUCGGAGCUGGAUCGCUGAGUGGUCACAGCGGAGCCGGGAGCAAUGCGGGCAGCGGAGGUCUGGAUGUUAAGCCCGUGCGGACCAAGCCGCGGACAAGUGCCGAGGGACGCGAGUGUGUGAAUUGUGGCGCCACAUCGACGCCACUGUGGCGACGCGACGGAACGGGACACUAUUUGUGCAACGCCUGUGGCCUGUACUACAAAAUGAACGGCCAGAAUCGACCCCUGAUCAAGCCAAAGCGAAGACUGACCCUGCAAUCGCUGCAGAGUGCGGCCAAGAGGGCGGGCACAUCCUGCGCCAAUUGCAAGACCACAACCACAACCCUUUGGCGACGAAAUGCCAGUGGCGAGCCAGUGUGCAACGCCUGCGGAUUAUACUACAAGCUGCACAAUGUCAAUCGUCCGCUCACCAUGAAAAAGGAGGGCAUCCAGACGCGUAAUCGCAAGCUGAGCUCCAAGUCCAAGAAGAAGAAGGGUCUUGGCGGCGGCUGCCUGCCAAUUGGUGGUCACCUGGGCAUGGGUGACUUCAAGCCGCUGGAUCCCUCGAAAGGAUUCGGCGGCGGCUUCUCGGCCUCCAUGGCACAACAUGGACACCUCUCGAGCGGACUGCAUCCGGCACAUGCGCAUAUGCAUGGCAGUUGGUAUACCGGCGGCAUGGGCGCUCUGGGUGCCUCAAGCGGAUUGCAGGGCGGCUUCUCCACCGCCGGCUCUCUCGGCGGAGCGGUGGUGCCCCAUUCGCAGCCCUACCACUUGGGACUCAGUUCGAUGGGCACCUGGCGCACUGACUACACGUGAUGGAGCGGGAACAACUUGAACAACAAUCUGUUCAGUUAGAGUGCCGCGAUCUUACCCACGCCCGAAUCGACUUCAUCGGGCAGUAAAUAAAUCGAGACAAAACCAACAAACAAACAAAAUAAAAACCAGACAAAACACAAUGCCAAACUGAGGACUCCUUGGCCAGCAAUUGACAGUGGCACCAAGCCCUUGACAUCCCAACGAGAAAUAUAUAUAUAAAUAAAUAUAUAUAUAUAUAUAUAUGAUGAUGAUGGAGUAUGGGGGUGGAGGUGGGCCAACUGGACGAGCGCUGGCUAUUCCUAAUUGUAAACAUUGCGUGCAAUUUUUAAUUAUUUAAGCUUUGUCGCUGUUGUUGCUGCCACUGCUGGUGCUGCUGCUGGUGCUGCUGCUGCGGCAGCAAUAACAAAAGCCCCAUUAAAAUUAAUUAAAGGGCUGCACAUUAAUUUUAUUUUAUUUUUCCUUUAUGGCUUUUCUGUGAGUGUUUCUGUGUAUAGGUUUUUCUCUCUCUCUUCUACUUUUUUUGUUUUUGUUUUAUGUUUCAUAUUUCGCUUAAUUAAUUUAAUUUCUCGCCGCAAAUUCAGCGUAUUUAAUUGUGCUUUAUGAACUGCCAUAAAAACGAGGAAAACGAGGGAAAACCAAGGGGAAAUUUCAUAAAUAUUUAUUGUGUAAAUAUAGCAGAAAACGAGAAUCAAGCACACAGAGAACUAAAAAUUAUUAUAAACCAUAAAAAACAAAACUUAAAACAAAAAAAGAAAAACAGUUACAAUGCACGUCCAAAAGUAAACAUUUUUGUAAAAAUGAAAAAAAAGAUUAAGAAGUUAGUUUUAAGGUGAAGCGUAGAAGAGGAGCUGCUGGAGGUGUUUGUCCUAAUUCGCAAAAUGCAAUUGAAAAUUGCAAAAAAUACUUUAGAGCGUAUGCCUACUGUAAACUAGUUAAAUUCUUAGACUCUAAACAAAACAGACGUGAUAAACAAAAAGUAAAAUUUAUAUAUAAAUAUUACACUUAACAAACUUCACUAAGGCGCGCCAUUAGCUAAUGUAAAAUAAAAUUAAAAUAAAAAACAAAAGAAGGAGAAAACAGUUUCUGAUUGAAAGCAAAGGCCGCCGUCAAACUUUUAAAACUAAAAAUGAAAAACAAAAAAACAAAAAACAAACACACUUAAAUGUUCAAUGUUAAUGCCUAAGUCUUAAAAAUAUACACACAUAAACAUUUAACUAUGCAUAGACUUAAACUUAAUGUAAUAAAUUUAAUUAAAUUAAAUGUUAAAGGCAAUUUGUAAAAUACAUUUGUUAGCAAUUUUUGUAUAAUUAUAGUAAAAACAAAAGAUGAAAGAAAAACAAAAAACGAAAAAAAAUUAAAAUUUAAUCCCCUAAGUUGUGUGUAUAAAGCCAGUUUAGUCCUAACCUAAUUUAUGUCUGAGGUAUAAACAGAAUAUAACUAUAUAUAUAUAUAUAUAAAUAUGAUGUAUUAUGUGCUAAGUGUAAACGAUAAAUGUAUUGUAAUUUGGCCAUAUUGAUAGUUGAAUAUAUAUAAAUCAAAGCAAAAGAUAAUGUUUAUUUAAAAUCGAAACCUAAAAAUGAUGGAAAAUUGUAUU